UGCAUACUGAAACGCAUGCAAUGCGCAGAGUAUCCACAAGUAUCGUGGCCAGCGUUUGCUGCGUUAGCCAUUUAGUAGUACAUGGCACUAGCAUAGAAUGUGAAAUUUCUCUAAAUAUUUUUACAAAUUUGUUUCUUAAAUUUUGCUGUAAAAGUUACACGGAGAAACCUAACAGACCUUACGAGUUUAUUAAAUUUUUGGCGGAACUCUUCGAUUUUUCGUCAUAUCCUAUUCCUUAUUGUAUUAGUCUACCAUCGUGUGUACAGAAAUUAGGGCGUUGAAGAGGUUCGUUUCGUUCAAUUGGAAUUUACAAAAGUUUAAAAAGAGAAUACAUGAUAAGAUAGACAGUAUACAUAACGAUGAAUUCUAGAAAGUCCAAUGAAUAAGUUACUUAUUUCUACACGAUUAUCAUAUGAUUAAAUUGUUAAUUACGCUAUAAAUAUUGUAUUUUUGAUUCGUUGUUUCUGGUUAUAUUUUGUUUUCUGUAUUCUCCUUUUUUAACCUUCGAACACAGUUUAGCAACAUGCUAGUGCUUUACAGGCAUUAAACCUAUACUUCUAAAAUUUUCUUAAAUAAUAAUAUGAAAUAACAUCAAACAUGACUAGCUCAGAAAUAAUUCGACACACCUCUAAUUAUUCCUUGGAGAUUAUACGAGUAUUCAUGAAUAUUUUAUAAACAUAGUGAUUUGUAAUCUAAAGUUAUAGUAAUGGUAUUGACCAAUAAUUUUAAUGUAACUAAUGAAAACCAGGUUUUGUAUGGACCUAACACUGAAAGAAUAAAAAAUGUCUAGAAAGCGUGCUAGAGAAGAAACUAUGUUGAAUUCUACAACUUAUUUAAAUAUUCAAAAUGGAGAGGAUGCAUCUUGCUCCAAGAAAGAUUCGCCUGUUUAUCCUCUAGUGACAAUGACUUGGGGGACCAACAGGAAUUCAAAUAAUGAGUCAGGUCAAUUUUCGCUGAAAAAGUAUAAUAGCGAAAUUUCUGUUUCCCACAAAGAACUUCCAUCAAUUUGUAAGGAGGCUCCCUUUAGUGAUGAUCCAGAAGCACUUGCCGAAAGAAAUGCAUGUGAUUAUAAUAUUCGUAUUACAUUGAAAAUGGCAAGAAGUAGUAAAGCCCCUAGGAAAAUCAGAGUCUAUGCAGAUGGUAUUUAUGACCUAUUUCAUCAAGGGCAUGCACGACAACUUUUACAAGCAAAAAAUAUUUUCCCUAAUGUGUAUCUUAUUGUGGGAGUUUGUAAUGAUCAGUUAACACAUAGUAAAAAGGGAAGGACAGUUAUGACAGAUGUUGAGAGAUAUGAUGCAGUAAGACAUUGUCGUUAUGUAGAUGAGGUGGUUAGGGAUGCACCUUGGGAACUGGAUGAUGAAUUUCUUACAAAACAUAAAGUAAAAUUAACUAUUGACUUUGUUGCUCAUGAUGAUAUACCUUAUAUGACAGAUGAUAGUACAGAUGUUUAUGCAGGCCUGAAAGCUAAAGGUAUGUUUGUGGCUACGCAAAGAACAGAAGGAGUAUCAACGUCAGAUAUUGUUGCAAGAAUAGUUAAAGAUUAUGACAUUUAUGUAAGAAGAAAUCUUGCGCGAGGCUACAGUGCCAAAGAACUUAAUGUUUCUUUUCUCAAUGAAAAGAAAUUCCGCUUACAAAAUAAGUUUGAUGAUUUAAAAGAUAAAGGUAAACGGGUGAUGGAGAAUAUUGGCGAAAAACGUAUGGAUAUGAUUAGCAAAUGGGAAGAAAAGUCUCGAGACUUUAUUGAUGCUUUUCUACUCUUGUUUGGAAGAGAAGGUAGAUUGUCAACGAUUUGGAAUGAAAGCAAAGGACGUUUGAUGCAAGCAUUAUCUCCUCCUGCAAGCCCAAAAAGAGAUGGUAGUCCGAAUGGCAGUAAUAGCAGCAAUAAUGAUGAAGAUCAGACAAGUCCACCACCAAAAAAGACUGGCCGUUUUGAAUAUUCACAGAGUAACUAUUAUUUAAGCGAUGAUUACAGCGAUGAUGAAGAAGAAAAUUUGCAAUCCAAAUGAUAAUCCUUUUUUUCAAAAACACAUUCUUUAUUUUGACCAAAAAUAUCGUGCAAUGUCCCAAAAAAUGUUUAAGAAUAUUUUAUUGCGUCUAUGUGAUUUGAAGAUAUGGAUUAUAAUAUUAUGCUUAAUAGUAUUUUUAUGGUAUGAUUUCAUACUAUAUACGAUAUAAAAUUAUCUGUUAUAAUGUUUUCAUUCAAUCCAGCCAUGGAUUAUUAUAUAUUAAUUAAAUUAUAUAUAUGCACGAAUAUUGAGAAAUCAUACAGAUAACUUAAAACAUUCGUUGCAACUAUUCUUGAGAGUUUCGUUAUUGUUGUAUUAUUAGUAAGUUCCUAUAUUCUGAACGAUACUUCAUCAUUCAUUUUGAGUUUCAUGCUAUAUAAGAACUACUAACAGUCAAAAGACAUAUUUUCACCUCGUGCAAAAAAAUAUGUGGUUCAAAUAUUCUGUCAACAAUUUUUAAUAAUUUUCAAUUCUUUUGUUACUAAUUUUAUAUAACAUUUUUUAUACAUGUUACCUCAUAAUUAAUUACUUAUGUACUAUACAUUUGCAGUGAGUACCUUCGCUGUAAUUAGUAUUAAAUCAUAUUUUUAUUGAA
Molecule: messenger RNA, 2601 nt
Organism: Bombus huntii
Lineage: Eukaryota; Metazoa; Arthropoda; Insecta; Hymenoptera; Apidae
Product: choline-phosphate cytidylyltransferase A-like
Exons: 10
Coding region: 783-2006 (407 amino acids)
Biological process (GO): CDP-choline pathway
Molecular function (GO): choline-phosphate cytidylyltransferase activity; phosphatidylcholine binding
Source: RefSeq, a predicted model, not a curated record